Messenger RNA from Cotesia congregata, 540 nucleotides. Lineage: Eukaryota; Metazoa; Arthropoda; Insecta; Hymenoptera; Braconidae. The record is from the annotation of a GenBank genome assembly.
AUGUUUCCAAUACUAGGACUGUUUUUGGCAUCGCCGGCUUUGCCCAAAAUUUUGGACUUUAUCAAGCCGCUGAAUGGAACUAGAGAUCUGAUUUAUUUGUAUGAAACUGAAUAUUUUGUGGAUCAAAGGGAAUAUUAUCUGCCUAUUCUUUUGCACUACUACCUGUCGGUGCCAAUUUCUGUGGGUGGAAUUGUUUUUUUUGACAACAUGCUCGGGACGUUUAUACACCAUGAGUGCGCAAUGCUGGAAAUUUUGAGUCUUUAUUUGCAAAGAACGGUCAUAAAAUUGGACCAAACAAACGAGGCUCUCAACUACGGUGCCUUCACAAUGGGCUCCAUUUUCCAUCUUUUCUACAGCAGUUUUCAAGGACAAAUCCUAAUCACGCAAAUUACACAUGCGAUUGGUAUAACCUCCCAACAAUUACCAUCAGAAACUUCUGAAUAUAAUUCUGCUGAAAAGUAUCAAACCUUUCACCGUGAGUGCUGGAAAAUUGUACAUCUUAUUGAUGGACACCUUCAGUAUUAUAUAACCAGUUUAUGA